Messenger RNA from Brenthis ino (lesser marbled fritillary), 1011 nucleotides. The record is from the annotation of a GenBank genome assembly. NCBI's taxonomy places the organism in Eukaryota, Metazoa, Arthropoda, Insecta, Lepidoptera, Nymphalidae.
AUGGCUCACUCUAGUUUCAGUGCCGUGGAUGAGUACGGUUUCGAGAGGCAUGAAGACUUUGACUAUGAGAGCUAUGAAGAGUUCAUGUCUGUUUACUUAAAAGUAUUAGCUUCAAGAGCACAGAAAUGGUCUAAUUUACUAGGAGAAGGAAAGUCGGUCAAACGGACAAAUACAGUAAAGAGAUAUGUGCGCAAAGGGAUUCCGAGUGAGCACCGACCAUCUGUUUGGAUGGCUAUUUCAGAAGUUGAUAAAAUGAAAGAUCAAAGCCCUGACUUAUACCAAAAAAUUCUAGAUAGCCCUUUUGAAAAAGAGUUGGUUGAUAUAGUAAAAACUGACUUGCCGCGUACAUUUCCUGAUAACAUUUAUUUUUCGAAGGAAGCCAAUCAUCAGGCUCACUUAUUCAAUGUCCUUAUUGCUUAUGCCCAUAACAAUAGAGUGGUUGGCUACUGUCAAGGAUUAAAUUAUAUUGCUGGUUUGCUGUUAUUAGCUACAAAGAGUGAAGAAACUUCAUUUUGGCUUCUUAAAGUAUUAGUUGAGAAGAUUCUGCCAGAUUAUUAUACAAAGACUAUGGACGGUCUGAUUGUUGACAUAGAAGUUUUGUCUGAACUAGUCAAAUCUAAAGCCCCUGAUGUUCACCAACAUGUGAUUAACUUAGGUUUGCCGUGGGCCGUUAUAACCACUAAGUGGUUUGUAUGUUUGUUUGCAGAAGUACUACCCAUAGAAACUGUAUUAAGAAUUUGGGAUUGUAUAUUUUAUGAGGGCUCUAAAAUUUUGUUCAGAGUCUGCUUGACACUAAUUAAAAACAACCGGGCUUCUAUUAUGGCAUGCAAUGAUUUCACUUCCUUGGCUGAAUGCUUUAAAGCCAUCGUGAAAAAUGCCAGUGCCUUGCACUGUCAUGAAUUUAUGCAGUCAAUCUUUAAAGUACCUGGCACAUUAUCUAAUGCUACAAUACUGAAGCUGAGAGCACGUUUUGCUAAACAACGUAGAGAGCAACAACAAAAAGAACCCCGG